CGUUGAGCGUCAUGGCGCCAAACCCAACGAUGCUUUAACGAGAGACGAGAAAUCGUCCCUCGAUUGGGCGAAAAGCCUCCUGGCUAGGCUAAAGGGCUCCGAUCCUCCAGCUGAGGCAGAAGUGGUUAGACCUGCUGCCGAGGCGCCUAAACGGCAACGAUCUGAGGAGGAGACCCUUACUUCUAUGCCGAACGACCAGCCGACUAAACGUCAAAAACAGGCGCAAACCAUUGUCAUCAAUAGACCUUUCAGUGAGGUGGCUAGAAACCCACUGGUAAGGGCUAUUGUUGACCAAAGCAACAGCGACGGAGCCAUCUCCCAGGAAAAAUGGGGGACUAUCCGUCAGAAGAUGCUAGGCGUGUACUGGAAGAUCCUCAAGGAGAAUCCAGGACCCGCCCCCCAAAACGAUGAUGCUGGUUGGUACCAGGGUCACAUUAAGCUGCUAGCUUGUUCAAAUGAGCGCUCUGCGCUUCUGCUCAAGCUAGCUAUUCAAUCCCUUGGGGAAGUGUGGCCAGGUGCAAGGUUGGACGUGAUCCCGGUUAGCGAAAUUCCUCGCAGGCCGAGAUCAAUUGCCACCAUCCCAACUGAGCCACAUGACCCGGCGGAAAUUUUGGCUUUCCUACAAAGCGGAAAUCCUCAUCUACCUACCCAUGAUUGGAAGGUGGUGAAGGUUUCCGCCCCGAUGGGAAAUGUCAGAAAGGCGACUGUUGUCCUUAAUAAGGAAACGUUGGCGCCAUUGCGUGAAUGCGGAGGUAAAGUUUACUAUGGUUUUGAUAGUAUCUCCCUUCGCAUUUAUCGCAGUGACGCCAAACGCAGCGCAGCCGCCUCUGGUACUAAGCCGGAGGCUCCGUCCAAGGAGGAUAAUGGAAAGGCCGACGAUCCCGCUGGUUCUGAGAACCAAGAAGACUCCCAGUCUACCACAGGUAUAAUGGGUGAGCUUCUUGGCAAUCUGAAGUUAGCGGAGGAUGGAGACAGUUCGCAGGAUUCCGAUCCUGAGGACGUCGACGUCACUGUCGUGUACGAUCCUGAUCUCGGAGAUGGUGAAGGUAACCCAGAUUAACCUUCACCACUCCAAAGCAGCAUCAGCUGCUUUGCUCCUCCGGAUGGCUGAGAGAGGGGAGGAGCUCAUCUUGGUCCAAGAACCGUGGACCCACCACGGCAAAAUCCUUGGACUAUCUCUCAGAGGUUACAAACUUCUGUUUUCAAAUCCUGCAGCGAUGAGGAUACGGUAGCGGCGGCACUUGAGACCGGAAACUCCACCAUCUGGCUCCUUAGCUGCUAUAUGGCGCAUGACCAUGGUGAACAACCGCCAAACGACCUGGUCAGAGAUCUAAUGCGCGAAGCAAAUAGGCGUCACGUUCCUGUGAUAAUUGGCGCUGAUGCAAAUGCUCAUCACAGUGUCUGGGGCAGUUCAGACACCAACAGUAGAGAGGUUCAGAACCUACUUUUGUUGUGACAAACAGAAAGGAAGUUCUGGAUAUUACAGCUAUUAGUACAAACUACAUAGAAUUGAUCAAAGAUUGGAAUGUCUCCAAUGACUGCUCCUUCUCUGAUCACCGCUACCUGGACUUUGACAUAGUGGUCCAGGUCAAAGUUUCAAAACCCUUUCUAAAUAGAAGGAAAACAAAUUGGGAGAGGCACAAAGCUUCUCUGAGUACUAUUCUUCCCUCUGCUCCGACGGUAGAGAGCAUAAGGGAUAUUGAUUUGGCUGCAAAUUGGAUUGCUAGUUCUCUGAGCGUUGCCACGAAGAGA
Messenger RNA from Lucilia sericata (common green bottle fly), 1752 nucleotides. RefSeq lists its product as uncharacterized. The record is from RefSeq and is a predicted model, not a curated record. The transcript is spliced from 3 exons. NCBI's taxonomy places the organism in Eukaryota, Metazoa, Arthropoda, Insecta, Diptera, Calliphoridae. The coding region runs from base 185 to 1060 and encodes 291 amino acids.